Messenger RNA from Talaromyces rugulosus, 1038 nucleotides. RefSeq lists its product as uncharacterized. Lineage: Eukaryota; Fungi; Ascomycota; Eurotiomycetes; Eurotiales; Trichocomaceae. The transcript is spliced from 2 exons. Bases 1 to 1038 code for a protein of 345 amino acids. The record is from RefSeq and is a predicted model, not a curated record.
AUGUCACCUGUUCCCCAAUCCAUUAUCCGCGCGCUUUCGCUUUCCCCUGACCCGUCAAAAUCCAGCUUAUCCGGUCUUGGAUCUGGAUUCUCGACAACAGGACGCAUAACCGCACGUGUUUCAUCUAACACAGGAGAAGAGGAUAAGGAGAGAAAAUUCUUUGUCAAAACUUCUCCCGAUGGAGAAGAAAUGUUUCGAGGCGAAUACGCCUCUCUGAAUGCCAUUGCCGAUAGUGUCCCAGGUUUCUGCCCCAGAGCGCUGGCAUGGGGCUCUUUACUCGAAGAGAAGAAAAAAGGGCAUUUCCUCGUUACGGAAUUUUUGGAUCUUGGAGGAGGUGGAGGAGCAAGGGGGAGCAAAAAGUCGACACUGGCGCAGAGUUUAGGAAAACUGCAUACCACGCCUGCGCCUCCACCGCCAGACGGCGACAAACCAAUGUUUGGAUUUCCAGUAGCCACAUUCUGCGGAGAUUCAAGACAGCCAAACAAGUUCCGAGAAUCCUGGGCUGAUUUCUAUGCAAAUGAGCGAUUAAUGAUGAUUCUUGCGGAGUCGGAGAGACGAAAUGGAUCUGACAGGCAUCUGCGCGAUCUCGUUGAGCAGACGUCUUUUGUAGUCGUGCCACGGCUGUUGGGCGACGAGCAUUUGGGAUAUGACAAGAAGAAUGGAACUGGCCAGGGGAUUUUCCCAGUCGUUGUGCAUGGAGACUUGUGGAGUGGGAAUGCGAGUAGAGGACGAAUUGUUAGGGGGCCAGGCGAGGAAGAAACCGAAGUUUCUGACGUUGUCUACGACCCUUGUGCAUGUUAUGCACAUAAUGAAUAUGAGUUGGGCAUUAUGCACAUGUUUGGUGGGUUUGGAAGGGCCUUUUUUGAUGAAUAUCAUAAAAUCGUGCCCAAGACCGAGCCUGUAGAGGAAUAUGACGAUCGAGUCAAGCUUUAUGAGCUAUAUCAUCAUCUUAACCACCAUGCAAUCUUUGGAGGAGGAUACCGGUCUGGCGCUGUUUCUAUCAUGACGAGACUGAUCAACAAAUACGGCAAAGCAUAG